Molecule: messenger RNA, 2760 nt
Organism: Diplodia corticola
Lineage: Eukaryota; Fungi; Ascomycota; Dothideomycetes; Botryosphaeriales; Botryosphaeriaceae
Product: glycosyltransferase family 2 protein
Exons: 9
Coding region: 1-2760 (919 amino acids)
Source: RefSeq, a predicted model, not a curated record
AUGGCUUUGCUAAGUCCUGACGACUUGACAGGGCGGACUCCCUCCCCCAUUGCAACGUCCCCAGGUGUAUCGCACUUUGGUUUGGAUCGAAGGCACAGUGCGGCAGCCUCGAGUAUCGUUUCAGAUCGAUCAGGGCACCAGGAUCGGCAUGCAGCGGCUCUGAAAUACCUGCACAAAAAAUGUGAUCAACACAAGUGGCUCGAGCCGGCUGAAGAUGAAUUCGGCAUUAUCGAACAUAGUGCCGAAAGCCUCGGCGUUCUUCUUCGACGACCUGAUGGCACUUACGCCGCUGAGCCCAUGUUUGUCAGCCUCCAAGUCGCCAGGGCGGUUGAGAUGCUUGGAGCCAUGGUAGCAUUCACCAUGUCGUCUGAGGUCGUUGGCCAAGUCCUUCAGCAGACGCCCCCUCGUCAGACUGAAAUUCUCCUUGGUCCACACAGAAGAGAUGUUUCUCCCAUCGUAGAUUCCCUGGAGAAUAUCGUUUCAGGAAGAGCAAUAAUCAAAAGGGACUACAACAUGUGCUUCUGCCGCAAUGAGCGCUUCCUCCUUCUCUGGGGUAACACAGUCUCUGGCAUCCUCGCCCAUGGUUCAGACAUCGAAACCCGAUUGUUUGACUUGGUGUUGGGAGCACAAAUGCCUGCACCUCUGAUGGCGGCCACUCACCGCGAGACCAUUGCAGGUAGAGGAAGCUCUGUUUACCCUGGAGAACCUCAGCCGCCAUAUUUUCCUACAUCGCCAAUUGUAGACUUCGCUCUUGAUGAGAAGCAGAAGGUCAUCGCUUCUGCCCUUGAGCGCGAGGACCAGGGAGAAAGACUCUUUGAUCCCGAGCGAGAUGGUUUGGAGAUCCCCAAAAGACCGUUCCUCCUCACCCACGCAGUGAUCGUUGGCCUCGCCAUGAUCCUCGUUGUGGUCCUCCUGACCGAGGUUCGAUACGAUGGGAAUUACAUGCGCUUCGCACUGCUUGCAACGGUCCCGCUCUUCGCGAGCUUCUCACUGUUCUUCAUGAUCGUCAUCACUGGGUCCGUUUUCCAACUCUUUGGCCCGCUGUCUGGGGUUCAGGGCAACAGCAUGUUUUAUUCCGCCAAUGCACCCAAGCUUGGAAGACAACCGGACUACGAAUUACCUCACGUGACAAUCCAAAUGCCUGUGUACAAGGAGGGACUAAAAGGAGUCAUUAUUCCGACUGUCGAAACACUGCUCAAAGCAGUCAAGCACUACGAAGAGCAUGGUGGCACAGCGUCCAUCUAUGUAAACGACGACGGCAUGCGGCUUGUCAAUGAAGACCUACAACAGGCUCGCAAAGCCUACUACGAGCUCAACGAUAUCGGCUGGUGUGCCCGUCCGAAGCAUAAUGAGAACCCCGAUGCAACAAAAGGCGAAAUUCAUUUCGUUCGCAAAGGUCAGUUCAAGAAGGCCUCUAACAUGAACUAUUGUCUCGAUUUCUCGUUGCGCGUUGAAGACGAGCUUCAGAGUAUGCUGGGUGUCGUAUGCGCCGAGCGAGGCUGCACUCAAGAUGAUCUUUCCAUCGACGACGAGACCAGCUUGUACGAGCAGGCCCGUGACGCUAUCGUAGAAACAGACCAAGGCCGCACUUGGGCCGGUGGAAACGUGCGUCUCGGAGAGCUCAUUCUCAUCAUCGACUCUGACACUCGCGUUCCCGAGGAUUGCCUGCUUUACGGCGCCCUGGAGAUGCACGAAUCUCCCGAAGUUGCCCUCCUGCAGCAUGCGUCUGGAAUCCUCCAAGUCGUCAACAACGUCUUCGAAAACGGCAUCACAUACUUCACGAACCUCAUCUACACGAGUAUCCAAUUCGCCGUCGGCAACGGCGACUGCGCCCCCUUUGUCGGCCACAACACCUUCAUCCGCUGGAAAGCCAUCCAGAGCAUCUCGUGGUUCGACGAUGCCGACCAAAUGACCAAAUUCUGGUCCGACAGCCACGUCUCCGAAGACUUCGACGUCUCACUCCGCCUCCAAAUGUCCAACUUCGUCGUCCGUCUCGCAACCUACCACUCGGGCGGCUUCAAGGAAGGCGUCUCCCUCACCGUCUACGACGAGCUCGCGCGCUGGGAAAAAUACGCCUACGGCUGCAACGAACUUGUCUUCCACCCGCUCCUCCACUGGCCCACCCACGGCCCCCUUACGCCGCUCUUCCGCCGCUUCCUCGCGUCCAACAUCAAAAUCACGUCCAAGGUCACCAUCCUCGCCUACAUCGGCACCUACUACGCCAUCGCCUCGGCCAUCCCCCUCACCCUCGCCAACUACCUCCUCGUCGGCUGGGCCGGCGCGAGCGUCGACCAGUUCUACCUCACCUCGUGGCAGAUCUUCGUCGGCAUGGCCGCCGUCUUCAACGUCCUCUCUCCGCUCGGCUACGCCAUGCUGCGGCACCGCCUCGGCCAGGCCACCUUCUUCGCCGCCCUGCUCGAGACGGCCAAGUGGACGCCCAUGUUCCUGCUCUUCUUCGGCGGCGUGUCGUUCCACCUCGCCAAGGCCAUCCUGUGCCAUUUCCUCGGCGUGAGGAUGGAGUGGACGACGACGGCGAAGGAGCUGGCGCCGGGCGGUGGCGGGUUCAGGGCGGGCCUGGAUCGGAUCGUGAGGGAUUUCAAGUGGAUGUAUCUGUUUUGUGUGGCUGUGGCCGCGGGCAUGGUGUACUUGGCUGUCUAUGCGCCGAGGGGGUGGCGGAUUGAGGACUUUGCGGCGAUCGUGCCUGUCGCGAAUUGGGUUGGGUGUCAUGCGCUGUUGCCGUUUGCGCUGGGUCUGUUCUGA